Molecule: messenger RNA, 3924 nt
Organism: Symbiodinium sp. CCMP2456
Lineage: Eukaryota; Dinophyceae; Suessiales; Symbiodiniaceae
Source: the annotation of a GenBank genome assembly
AUGACACAUGCUCGUGCGGCUGUUGUUGGAGCUCAGGCAUCAGCAGCAUUGUUGAAGGUGUCGAACCUGCUCGUAGCCGCGAACAAACAGAAGCGGUCAGCUAUCAAAGUUGCGGGCUUGCAAAAAUCUCGAUCAGCUAAGAAGUUGGAGGACGUGCAACGUGCCAAGGAGACCGACUCCUCCCUUGUGCUGAGCACCAAGCCUUCAGGGAAAAGGUUGACAGCACAGGCCACACUGGCAUUGGGAAUCCGUCGCAACAUUGCACAUGUGGCAGCUGCAGACUUCGGUGCUCUUUUGAUGCAAGACCUCAGCGGUUCAACUGUCUUGCGUGCAGAGGUUAGAACAGGUGCGGCUUUGGUGGCCAGCAUGAGAGACCAUGUGAGCACCGCCAUGUCCCUGCUUCGAGAAUCCAGCGAGUUUGAUGCAGGCAUUGAUGUUGGUGCAGACGGUGAAAACUUGAGGGAUAUUGCUUAUGUUGCAGGGCGUUGGCACCUGUUGUUCAUCAGUGUUCGAGCAGACGCCACGAAUUCCUCUAUCUGGCGAAGGGAAAAGCUGCAUGUCACGGAAGCCGAGAUCGGGUUGGUACAAUCUUCAGUGAAAGAUUUUCCGAAGUCCUGCGACGAAUUCCUGAAUGUUAGAAGGUUCGUGAAUCGGCUGCGAGCCUUAACCUUAGCAGGGGCUGGGCUGGGGCUGGGUGUGCAAGUCACGUAUUUCUACAUUAUGUCAGAUUUGCAAGUUGUUUCUGGCUGCACUGCAGAGCAUUGUGCUGGCAUUCUGCAGAAGCAGCUGAAUUCCAUCGGAGUGCCAUCGGUGUCCGACAUUGUUGCAGAGCUUGAUAGGGAGAAGCUGGACUGCUAUUGCCUGCUUGCUUUUGCAGAGUUCGUGAAGAUUCGAGACAUGGGCAGACGAUACCCGCUAUCUGUCUCGUCGGGGCGGUGGGGGUCUGUGGAAACGGCCGAAGAAUUUUUCCUAGAGCGGGGCCGAUCACUGGUGGAGCCGUGCAUGCUGCAAGUGCUGUCCCGGAGCAUGAAGGCAGACCGCGAGUCCGUUCCUGCGACAGGGGACGGAAAAGACGAGGGCACAAUUGAGGAAGACGAGGCAGACAGCAAGGCGGCUUAUAGACAUUUCAUGCUGUUCGUACAGAAGGGAGCUCGCGACGGUCAGUGCAUGUUCAACCUUGUGACGGGGAAGCUGGAACAGAUCACGAAAGAGUUUCAAGUGCUCUUUGAAAAUUUGCCUGGAAUAGUUUCCCAAGCAAUGUCUUUGUCUGGCUGUUUGCGAAGUGAAGGUGGCCUGUCUGACUCUGAUGUUGUGCACAUGAGAUACAUUGCCCUUCGCAUUCUGCUGAUGCACUGGGCUGCAUUCCGCAGACGCAUCAUACGGCCCCUGGAACAGUUCCCAUGGAAAUUGUUUUGGCUGAUCAAGGCAGCCCCCAAACAGUUCUCGCAAAAACGCAAAGAUGUCGCACGUGAGCUCUUGGGAUCGCAGGCGGAACAACUUGAUCCCUCUACACGGAAACUCCGGAUCCUGUGCGACCGGGAGCUUCGACACAUGGCAGAGAACGGGACGUUUUCCGAUGUGACCUCGGAGUCGGGAAGUUUUUUGUAUGCUUUCUUGAAAUCACUCGCCCGAAUGCAGCCAGUUGAUACACAGGCCAUAGAGGGGAUCAAUAGUGUGAUCAAGUUGGUUGGCCGACGAUGCCCGAACAUUUCCCUGGAGCUCUUAUCUGCUCGAUUGGCCAUCAAACGAGCCUUGAGCGAGGACGGGAGUAUGCGUCGCAGCAAGAAAUGGUCGAAGAUCCGAAGCUCCGCCGAAGGUCUCUUAAGAACCAUUCUGGGCUACAACACUGCCGCAUUGGCCAUCUUGAGUUGCAGGUCCCGCUGGUCUGUGCCACUACCCGUAGAGUGCAGGCAACAGGGGGAGGGCGGUGCUGUUAUACUGACAAUCUCGGAUGUGCAAGCCGUGAAGUCGACUAGAACUGAUGUGUCUUCGUUGAGUUUGCCUGCAUUGCCUGCCGUUGCUUCCAUUGCAGACCCGCCAUGUCUUCAAACUCCCGAGGGGUCGGACGGAGUGCAACCAGAGAGCGAGGUUGGGCGAAACACUCCACAGUCACAGGCAGAGUUCUUCCGCACCAUGACCACACCGGAUGCCAUCGCUUGGGCGAAAUCAUACAACUUGGGAUGGAGGCGGGCCACCGCUGCCGUAUCUGGAAACCGCAAGAAGAAAAACAAGACCACACAGGACACGGAAGCUUCUACCGCUCAAUCUCAAUCCCCACGUGGCAUGCUGCUGGCAGUUUUCCAGAGCAGCGGCACCGACAAGGAUGUACUGCAUCAGGUCCGAGACACACUUGUCUAUGCCGUGGCCGAGAAGUUCUCUGUCAGUGCCAUGUUCACAAGGAUCGAUGUCAUGCAACAGGAAGGCGGGCAUUGCCUCAGGUGGAACUACCAGGAGCACAAUUGCAUAGAGUCCACUUUGCUGAUGACCACCUUCUAUGCAGAGUGUUUCGACCUUGGCAAACCUGUCAAUGUCGGCUAUGUUGUGUUAUCGCCGGAUCAAGCACAAAGGAUUAUGACGGGGACGGUGCAGGGAGGAGAUGUGGUUCGGGUGGAGUCUGUUCUGGAGAACCUGAAACCUUGUUUUGUGAUGACACAAGAUGAGCUGCCUCGCCCGGGUCCCUCAAGUGCGAAACCAUCUAGCCGUCGCGGCCAGAAGAGAGCAAAGGCCAAAGCCACACGAGGCAAGGCGAAGGGGAGAGCCAAAAGCAAGGCGAAGUCGUCAUCUGCCUCGGCGAAACGGCAACAUCAGGAGCUGGAAGAUGGAAGUGAGCAUGGAACUGAGGGAUCGGAUGUGGCACCAGAUGCCUUAGACAGGUACUUGCAGGAUGAUCGCAAUCUGUUAGAUGAGGAAGAAUACCAGUCCGACUCAGAUGUUAGCCUUUUUGCCGAAGACACUGCAGCAGACUUGCCUGCUGCUGAGAUAAAGAAAGCAACCGUGGCAGCAGGUGCAGCAGGUCCGUCGAAAGCAGCAGGUAUUCCAUCCUCAGACAUGGUACGAGAAACAGCAGAGCGACUUGGUGCACAGGCCCAGCUGACCCCCCCCGGUGACCUGGAAGAAGAAGCGCUUCUUUUGUUGGUGAGGCGGGCCAUGUCGCAGCAAAACAAGUCCUUGGCAGCAGGCUCUGCCCGUGGGAGGCCAGAUCAUUUGCUGGAAACAGGUGGUCGGGGAGACCCUGUGUUUCAGAGUGCCCUCCGAGACAUCGCAGAAGAAGAACAAAUCCCCAGUAAUAAUUCCGAGACGGAGUCAGAAGCAGACUUUGAUGAGGCAGACGAUUCAUUCCGAGCCAGGGUUGCUACUUUGGUGGACGAAUUUGGCGGUGCUGCUAGUCGUGGUGAGGUGCCUGGGCAGGUGUUUGCUAAAUGGGCUGCUUCAUGCUCGCAGAUGCUACUUGCUUGUAAAGAAUUCUCCAACGUGAAGGAAUUCGAGCCAGGCCGAGAUCGCAGCAUAAGCCUCGUGAUGCUUCGGGGACAGGAUCCAGUUCCUGGUUGCAAAUGUGUUCGAUGCAAGUUCAGCGAUAGCUCCCAAGAGAUCAUGUGGGCUCACUGGGUGUACAACACUGCAAGCAAGCAGGUUCUCCUGGACGAUGAACACAAGGUUGUUUUCUCCACACCGGACUCAAGCAUGGCUCGCACAGGUGUAAGCUCGGGCAUGGGAUUUCCUGAACUCUGCCUGGAUGCAGACCAUGCUGAUGUGCUUCUGCCAUACGUGGGUGCUUGCGUGAAGAAGCUGAAGAAAAACGAUCCUUACAGAGACAAGGUGCCAUCGCAUUUCCGACGAUUGAAAUCCCUUUGCGAUGUCAUGGCUUCCAACAUUGCUUCCCAUGAUGCCAAGCAGACUUCUGCAUCGCUGGCGACGGAGGAGUAA